Messenger RNA from Paramecium pentaurelia, 1388 nucleotides. NCBI's taxonomy places the organism in Eukaryota, Ciliophora, Oligohymenophorea, Peniculida, Parameciidae. The record is from the annotation of a GenBank genome assembly.
AUGAAUGCACCACAUCCAGAGAAAAUGAUUGAGAAAUUUGUAUAAUAAAUAUAUUAAAAUUAAUUAGAAUUAAUAGAUGGAUGUAUUGUUGAAACAUGAAGAGUUAUAGAAAAAGUAGAGAAAAAUAAAUGAAUAAAAAUUGAAUCUCAUUUUCGAUCGCAAUCUUUAAAUAGAAACAAAAGAUCGAAAAUUGUAAGAAUAAGUACACUUACUACUGUUAAUCAGAUCCUUUCGUCACGAUAUUAGAAUGAGUAACUUAAGAUCUAGAAUGAGAAAUUAAAACAAUAAUAAGAACUAGAAAAGUAGAAAAAGGAUAAGAAAAUAGCAUAAUAUGAAUUAUGGUAAAAUGAAUAGAAACAACAUGAAAAGGAGAUCUAAUAAAGAAUAUUUGAGAUUUAAAACAAACUUAAAUAUGAGGAAUUUAAAAAGAAAACUGAUGAUUUGAUAAAUUAAUUAGAUUAUAAUUUAAGGAAAGUCAAUAUAUGUUAUCUUGAAAAAUAAGAAUAGAAAGAGAGAUAUGUAAAUGAUUACAUGAAUUAAAAACAAAAGACUUUAAAUUCAUCUAUUUAAAUGAAUGAAUCUCAUAAUUAUAAUGUCUAUUCUAACUAUUAAAUGUAAAUGAAGAGAAUCUAAGAAGUAAUAUUAGAUAUUUAUUUAGAUUUUUUAAUAAAAAUUGAAUAAUUAUUAAAAUAAGAUUAAUAAGAUUUAUAAAUAAAAAUAUGAAAAAAUGGAUUAAAUUUCUUAAAAAGUUUAAUAAUCACAAGAACAUUUAGAAUUAAUUAAAGAAAGAUCUAAUUAGAUAUUUUAAAAUAAAAUUAAAAAAUUAAAAGAAAAGAUGGAUUAUUUUUAGGAUAAAAUAAAUUUAAUUGAAAAGAAGAGAUUAUCAGAUUUAUAACAUAAUUCUAAUAAGGAAUUUGAGCAUAUUUAAUAAAUAAAUUAAAUUAGAGCAAAAUCUGAGAAUAUUAUUAGAAAUAAAUCUCUGAAUCUUUUGAAUAAGUAAAUGUUGAAAGAAUAAACAUUUAAAUUGGUUCAACAUCAAAAUCAAUUAUAACUUGAAUAAAAACUCUUAAGAUUAAAUUAAAAAUAACUUACAUAAUAAACAUAAAUAAUGAAAGCUGAUUAAUUUAAAUAAUCAUAUAUUUAAUAAUUAGAAUAAAAAAUUACUUAAAGAGAUAUGAGAUUAUAAGAUUAAAUGUAAUAUUAUAUAAAAAUUAUUUAGAUAAAAUAAAUUAGAAAUCUAAAAGAGAAGAUUAAAAGUUAUUGAAGAUAUGGAGAAAUAAAAAAGAGAUAUGUUAUUAAAAUUAGAAUCUGAAAAAAUAACAAAUACAUCUGAUUUGAAGUAUUUUCAUAGCACACCUAGAAUAUAAUCUAAUUUAUUUAUAACCUGA